Messenger RNA from Fraxinus pennsylvanica, 1275 nucleotides. NCBI's taxonomy places the organism in Eukaryota, Viridiplantae, Streptophyta, Magnoliopsida, Lamiales, Oleaceae. The record is from the annotation of a GenBank genome assembly.
AUGCCAAAUACGUCCCAAACACAGCUGAAUCAGGCAAACCCUCAUGUUGGCUACUGCCUUGCGGCUGCGAAUGCGAACUACGAACUCAGCCUCUGCGACUGCGAUGGCCGGUGCAUGCGUUGCGACUGUGCCAGAUUCUCUCAAUCACCAGGCAGAAUCCUUGCUGCCAAACUGCUACCCAAAUCUCUUGUUACUCCCAGAUUCCUUGUGCCCGAACCCCCAGGGAUGAGGCUCGAGCACGAAGGAGACAAAGGAUUGGAUGCUCUCCACCCGGUUGUGAUGGUGCCCGGCAUUGUCACCGGAGGACUUGAGCUCUGGGAGGGCAGACCAUGUUCCGAGGGCCCUUUUUGCAGGCAGCUUUGGGGAGGUAGCUUUACUGAAAUUUUGAGGAGGCCUAUGUGUUGGUUGGAGCAUCUAUCUUUGGACGAUGAGAUGACAAUGAGACGGGGCUCGAUCCACCAGGCAUUAGGGUUCAUGCUGUUCCAGGACUAUUUUGCUCCGGGAUAUUUUGUUUGGGCUAUUCUUAUCGAAAAUUUAGCCCGCAUGGGCUACGAGGGCAAGAACAUGUACAUGGCUGCAUAUGAUUGGAGGCUAUUUUUUCAGAGAGCAAUGGCUCCCGGAGGAGAGACGAUAUGGGGUAACUUGGAUUGGUCUCCGGAAGAACAUCAUGUUUGUGACUCAGCAAAGAAAAAGUUUCAGCAAGAUUUUGACAACAAUGGCAAUAACAGUGACAAUCAGAGGCUUUUCCAAGUACAAGAGCCAUCUAAAUAUGGAAGGAUUAUCUCAUUCGGGAAAAUAGUAUCGGAUUUGCCUUCUUCUGUACUCCCGACUCUUGCUUCCAAGCUGAAAUGGAGAUGGCCCAAUACUGGGCCUAAACUAGCCCAGCUUUGUUAUCGGUCUGGGCCUAAUGGCCCGGUCCCGGCUAAACCCAUUUUGUAUCUAAAGCUUUCAAUUCAAGAAUCAAGAAUGGUAUGUGACAAACCAUGGUUUGAUCGCCUACUGGAUCAGACUGGCGAUUAUUUUCGCUUUGUAAUCGUUGGCGGGUCGACUUUCUACAUGUUGAAAGGCAUGUACAACUCCCCUAAAGGUGAGCCCUUCAUCCAGGGCUUACAACCUGUACGCGUGAACGCCCCCCGUUGUACCAGCAACUGUGGCAUCUUCGGUGGUCUUUCGUCUGUCUUGGAAAGUUCUAUGAUACAUGUAAGGCAGAAGGAUGAUCCAUGGACUUCCAUCCUCUCUGAUGCCGGUGCUGCCGGAUUUCUCAAGAUGCGCUGA